UAACCCCGGGAUUGCAGUGUGCACGUCCCCCACCUCCAGCAAGUACCCCAGCAGCCUCCUGACUGCAUCCUCCCCUCCCCCCACGCAGGCCUCGCACGCCUCCUGUGGUCUAUCGAGGCACAGCAGCUCUCCCCUCCUGUGUGCUGUGCGGUCGGGGGGGAGGCAGUGCAGACCGCCGCGGGCUCCGGGCCUAGCGCUGUGUGUGAUGAGGGGCAGGCGCACGGUCAGUGCCUGCACAGGAUGGAUGAAGCCUGUGAUCUAGACAGGCUUGGCAGCGGCCCGGCCUAUUUUACCGCCUUGGAUCCUAAUGCCCAGCGCAAACGGUACGUGGCGGAUCGAAGCAUGUUAGAGCCGGUGAACGGGUGCCCGGCGCAACGCAAUCAGCCGCUGCAGACUAACUUGCCAGGUUAUGGUCAGGAAUCCACUUCCCAUUACAAUCCGCUGCAACGGCUCCAAGACAUCGCCUCCAUGAUGAAUAUGGAUGGCGUGAACGGAUCGCAUAACGUGGACAGACGCGUGUCGGAGCCAAGUCCGCAGGCUUACUUUUAUAAUCAAAGCGAGCCGCCGAUUCAUCCCACGGGACCCGAUCCCCCGCGUCACUAUACCCCAGACAUUCCUAUGAAAUCCUGUAAGCCUUUAAAAAAUGGAAUGCACCCCUUUAAUACAUUUUGUCACGCGGAACCCGAAUAUAAUGUGGAACAUCUAAAUUAUGGACUGGCUGAAUCUGGCUUUGGCAUGCAUUUGCCUGUUUACCGACAAUCGCCUCAGGCAUUGGAUAAUAUUGGGGCACCUACAAAAAUAAACACGCCUCCAGACUUUGGAACAGAUUUGGAGGAUUUGGUUCAGCUGGAUUGGACAAACAAUGGCGAAAAUCAAAUGGAAAAUAAAGCUCUUCAGAGAAAAAGCUCUUUCUUGGCAAUGAUCCAAGAUCCUGAAAUAUCAAAUGGAACCCACUCCAGUACAAUUUCAGAUGAUCUUCUAGAUGGGGGAAUGGAACAAAUUACACCAUUACAAGUGGAUGAUAGGCUAAGUGGGCAUGGGCCACUAGCCAUUAUGAGCCCAGAGGAGGAGUCCUUGUCUUUCGACGAUGAACUAGAAGAUUUUGAUACAAGUCGUGAACUUUCUCCAAUCUCCUCGGAAUUACAAGUUCGACAACCGAAGAGGAAAAAAGCUGCUCCUGUAAUCUAUGAAGAAGGGGACAUUGUGUGGGCAAAGUUCAGUCGACGCCCUUGGUGGCCAUGUAAGAUCUGUGCAGUACCUCCUCAGGAAGAAAAAGGUGCAUCUACUACAAAGUCACCACGACGGUACUAUGUGGAAACGCUGGGGGAACUAACUGAAAAAGUUUGGGUGACAGCAAAAGCAGUUGUUCCUUUCAAAGGAGUCUAUCAGUUUGAAGAAUUACCUGAUUCAAGGCCAUCUCAGAAGGAAGGUUGUAGCAAACCUAAGAUUCCAUCAAAACUUCUACCACUAUGGCAGUCAAGUAUUACUCAUGCCCUGGAUUGCCUUGCCAAGACAGAAUAUGGAGAUGUUGUACAGUUUGCAAGUCCAACAGAGAAACAGACAGAUUAUGGCGGGAAAAAAUUCACUGGGACAAUCAGUGUAUUGAACGGUUUUGUAAAACCUCAUCUGUCUAACUGUGUCCCAUCUCCUUGCACUAACACAGAUUCUACAAAGAAAAAACAAGGUAUAAGCCGAAAGCCUUUAAAUAAGGACUCUCCUAAGACUAAAUACUUAGGAGAAGACUUUGUGGCCUCUAAACAAGCUGUCUCUCCUGAUUAUUGGUCUAAUGAAACAAGUGAUGAGAAGAUAAAAAUGCCACCAGCUCAGAAAGAAAAUAGUAAUCUCAAGCAAAUAUUUAACGAUCCCCAUAGCCUUAGUAGAGAAAGCAGCAGUACUGGACUAGUGGAGCAAGACAAGUGUUUAAUGGAUAAGCAGUCUAUGAGUGAUCAUGAUCAGACUGCAAAGUCUUUAGUAAAACCAAUGGUGUCUUCAACAACGGAUAUAUGUAUAAAUGAACUGAGCCCUCUUAAUCAAUCUCCAAAGCAAAGUGUUGUCUCAGAAGUGGAGGUGUCUGCGGAAAAUAUAAAAAUCAAGAAACGUGUUAGAGAGUGCUCAUUAUCCAGUCCUUUAAGUGCUAAUAAAAAACCUUCCAGAUCCCAAGACUAUUCGGUCUGCAGCAAAGGUAUGUCGCCAAAUAAAACGGCAGCACCAGAGUCUCCUGGGGAAUCUCAAAGGCAAAUAUCGGCAAAUCAUAAUAUCAGCAAAGUUCACCAUUCUCUGAAUGAUUUGACUAGGCCUCUAAAUGUUGAAAGCCUGUCCUGCACAGCAGGUGAAAACGUACAUGAGCAAUUAAGUAUGGCCUCCACAAACUCGCCUAAAUCGCCUACUGAGCCGGGAUGCACAGAAGUGUUCUGUGACUCGAAUGGGGGGAGUAGCGAUUCUGUGGAGAAAGAACAAUCCGAUAGGAUAAGCAAGGACAAUGCUGAAAAUGCAACUUCAAAACCUUCUACACCCUUACUUUUCCAGUCGGCUCCGGGUCAAAGUAGAAUCCCUAUGGAGCAUGAUUAUAAAUACAGCAGCCUGUUAAUGAUGCUUAAAGAUCUUCAUGAUACCAAAGAAAAGGAAAGACCGCUUAUGACUGGAACAAAAACAUCUUCCGUGUGUAGCCCUAUGGAAUGUUCUUCAGAAAGUGGGUCAGAUAAGGUAUCAAAGACUUCAUUAGAGGUUGACCUGAAACAAGAGCCUGCAAAUACCAGUAAUGAAGCAAAGGAUCUUUCGUUUACUCAGACUGGUGCACAGCUUUCCUGUAGCUCCAAUGGGAAUUCAGAUGAGUCGUCGGAUCCUAAUAUUUCAGUACCCCGCCCCAAAAAAAUCUUUACAAAGCCCUGCAUUCUGCAGAAAAGACGCAUUAGGACAAUAGAAGCAUAUACAAAUAAAAGCGCUUCUCCUCUAAAAGAGAAUGUGUCUUCAGAAAGCAUGAGCCAGCCUUUGGUAGGAAGAAUGCCUGAUGGGUCAAAGCUGGGCUCUUCCCCCAACAGUAUUGCAUCUUCUCAGAAUGACACACUAAUAAAAGCGAAUGUGGAAACGUUCUCAAGUAAUCCUUUUGCACAGUUCAAUGUUGUAAAUGAUGCACAAACUCUCCAAAUGAGCACAACUGAAGUGAAACCCCAUGGAAAGGAGACUGAAGCAGAUUCAGGAGUUAAAGGGUGCCCAGGGCUGGAUGAGCCAGAGACUAAUUAUGUUGCACCAAAAAAACGCUGGCAGAAAUUUGAGCAUUCUAUUGAAGAAAACCACAGUGGAGGUUCUACAAAGGACUGUACCCCACCAAUCGCUGAUCUGAGUGACGAAAGCAAAGUUUCCAGUUCUGUCACGGCACAACCUGACCCACCACGACGAGCAGUAGGAACUAACUGGGGUAAGAAGUAUCGGAAGAGAUCCAGAAAGAGAGCCAGAAAUGUUGCAGAUGAGCACGGGACUUCUGGUGCCCCAAAGAAAAGGAACUGUAGACAGCCUUUAGCUGCUUCACAGCAUGAACCCACCAAAGAGCAAGACAAUCUGGGUCACAGUAAUCAAACAGGAAGUGAACCUGCUGAAAAGGGCACUAAUCUCUCAAAUGGAGAAGAUGGAACAUUUUCAGGAAUGGCUACCCAGGUUACCAUAAAAACCGAACCUAUUGAAGAAUCGAGUGGCAGCACUGCUCCUCCAGCAAAACCAGCAAACUGUGGAAAUAGACGCAAAAGUAAACUUAUUCCAAGAGUGUGUGACUUUGAUGACCUGGAUGCACAAUUUGGUAUUAAAGAGGAAGAGGAGGAAGAGACGAUUUGUCCUAAAGCUAAGCCUAUUGUUUUGCCUGUGAAGAAACCUCUGAAACGUAUCCGGCACCGAAAAGCAAACCAUGGAAAUAAAAGCAAAAGUAAAGCUAUUCCAAGAGUGUGUGACUUUGAUGACCUGGAUGCACAAUUUGGUAUUAAAGAGGAAGAGGAGGAAGAGACGAUUUGUCCUAAAGAGAAGCCUGCUAUUGCUUUGCCUGUGAAGAAACCUCUGAAACGUAUCCGGUACCGAAAAACAACCAGUAAACUAUCUGAAAAUCGGAAGAGGCGAAAACGGUUAAGACUUGCUGGAAGGAUCAAGAAGGAAAAGCACCUGUCCUCUCGGGAAUCUUCACAUUCUGAGGGUGAAAAUAUCGGUGCAGCCAGUCCCAGUGACACUGUUGAGGAGGGACUGUAUCCAGAGCAUGGAGGAGCUUCUAAGAAGAGCUGUGAACGAGGUGGAGGGGGAGCCGCCAUGAAAGAGAAUGUGUGCCAGGUCUGUGAAAAGCCAGGGGAACUGCUGCUUUGUGAGGCCCAGUGUUGUGGAGCAUUUCACUUGGAGUGCCUUGGGUUGAGUGGCAUGCCGCGGGGAAAGUUCAUCUGUAGUGAGUGUUCUUCAGGUGUCCAUUCAUGCUUUGUGUGCAAGACCUCUGAUUCUGGGGUGAAACGCUGUUCUCUAGCUCUGUGUGGGAAGUAUUAUCAUGAAAGCUGUGCUUUUAAUUAUCCCCCCACGUUACAGCUUAAUAAAGGCUUCCGCUGUCCCUUGCAUGUGUGCAUCACCUGCUAUUCCAACUAUCCCAGCAACCAAUCAUCUUCUAAAGGUCGGUUGAUGAGAUGCGUUCGUUGCCCGGUUGCAUAUCAUGCCAACGACUUUUGUCUGGCUGCAGGAACAGUUACCCUGGCUUCUAAUAGCAUUAUUUGCCCCAAUCACUUUACGCCACGUAGAGGAUGCAAGAACCACGAACAUAUCAAUGUUAGCUGGUGCUUUGUGUGCUCCGAAGGUGGAAGUCUCCUUUGUUGUGAAUCUUGUCCAGCUGCUUUUCACCAAGAGUGUCUUAACAUCGAAAUGCCAGAGGGCAACUGGUUCUGCAAUGACUGUAAAGCUGGCAAAAAACCUCAUUAUAAGGAAGUGGUGUGGGUCAAAGUUGGGAGAUACAGGUGGUGGCCAGCUGAGGUUUGUCAUCCAAAGAGCAUUCCUACAAACAUCAUGAAGAUGAAGCAUGAUAUUGGAGAGUUUCCCGUUUUAUUUUUUGGGUCAAAGGAUUAUUUGUGGACUCACCAGGCCAGAGUUUUUCCAUAUAUGGAAGGAGACGCCCUCAACAAAGAUAAAAUGAGCAAAGGGGUUGAUGCUGUCUACAAAAAGGGGCUAAUGGAAGCUGCAGAGAGGUUUGAAGAAUUAAAAGCACAGAAAGAGAUGAGGCAGCUACAAGAGGAAAAGAGAAAUGACAAAAAGCCUCCACCAUAUAAGCACAUUAAAGUAAACAGGCCAGUUGGGAAGGUUCAGAUCCUUACAGCUGAUCUGUCAGAAAUCCCUCGUUGCAACUGCAAGGAAACAGAUGAUCACCCGUGUGGCCAGGACUCUGAAUGCAUUAACCGCAUGCUGCUAUACGAAUGCCAUCCUUCAGUUUGCCCAGCUGGCGAGCGCUGCCAGAAUCAGGAUUUCUCCAAACGCCAGUACCCAGAUGUGGAGAUCUUCCGAACGCUGAGCCGGGGCUGGGGAUUACGUUGCAAGACUGAGGUUAAAAAGGGUGAAUUUGUUAAUGAAUAUGUGGGAGAAAUGAUUGAUGAAGAGGAAUGUCGAGCUCGCAUUCGCUAUGCUCAGGAGCAAGAUAUCUCAAAUUUCUACAUGCUAACCUUAGACAAGGACCGUGUCAUUGAUGCUGGGCCAAAGGGUAAUUUUGCACGCUUCAUGAACCACUGCUGCCAGCCAAACUGCGAGACUCAAAAAUGGACUGUUAAUGGUGACACUCGAGUUGGACUUUUUGCCUUGUGUGACGUUAAAGCUGGAACGGAAUUGACAUUCAACUAUAACUUGGAAUGUCUGGGAAACGGAAAGACCGUGUGUAAAUGUGGUGCACCCAACUGCAGUGGUUUUCUAGGAGUCAGACCCAAGAACCAGCCGCUGUCUGAAGACCGGGCCAGGAGGAAGUAUGUGAAGCGCACAAAGCAUGAGGUGGUUAAGGAGCAUGAAGAUGAAUGUUUUAGCUGUGGAGAUGGAGGACAGCUUAUUACUUGUAAAAGACACGGUUGCCCCAAGGUUUAUCAUGCUGAUUGCUUAAAUUUAACACGUAGACCUGCUGGCAAGUGGGAAUGUCCGUGGCAUCAAUGUGAUGUGUGUAGCAAAGAGGCAGCUUCUUUCUGUGAUGUGUGCCCCAGCUCCUUUUGCAAAGGUCACCGUGAGGGAAUGCUUUUCAUCUCCAAGCUUGACGGACGAUUAUCCUGCACUGAGCAUGACCCAUGUGGGCCUAAUCCUUUGGAGCCUGGUGAAAUUCGUGAAUCUGAAUCCCCUUCUAGCAAAAAGAGCGAUCCCAUCAAGCCACCUUCUGCCACAAAAGCUGCAGCAGACAGUGCCAAGGAAAAAAGCCCGCCCUUGGUCGAUAAGAAAAGCAAACUAACAAAGGUGUUGCUGAGUUCCUCUUUAACUGGUAAUCAAGAACCUGUAUUCCUGGCUCUAGAGGAAAAUGACAAGCCGCCUGGUAAGGUUUUAGUUGGGUGUUCAGAUAAAAUGUCUCUGUCUGCUGGCAAGAUACUUUUGACCUCUGCAGGCCAGAAGUCGUCCACUGGAAGAAAGCUGUUUCUGGCCUCUCCCACACAAAAAGCUUUGCCGCCUGGAAAAGUGCUGUUGGCCUCUUUGGGGAAGAAAUCUUUAUCUACUGGGAAGCUGUUGCUGGCCUCUUUGGGAAAGAAAAGUCUGACUUCUGGGAAGGUACUGCUAUCCCCCGUAGGAAAGAAUUCUUCACAAGUUGGUAGAGUGCUGCUAUCUCCUACAGGAAAACACGCAGGGAAAGUUGUGUUGUCUUCGGCUGGAAAGUUACCGGCAGAGGCCGGGAAGGUGUACUUGACUGCUGCUGUAAAACACCAGGCUGUUGCAGGCAAACCUGUUGUGGCUGAUGAAAAAGUCCUAGCUGGCAAAUCUGAUUAUGUGAAAAAAAGCCAGCUUGACCCACAACCUCAACCUCCUAGGACACUACCCCUUAAUACCUCUGUAGAUAAAUGUAAUACUCCUUUGCAGAAAAAAUUGCCCCCAGUCACCCCUAAACAGGAGCCUAAAGAUCCCUGCCAAAAAGCGAGCACUGGUUUAACAAAAGAGAGGCCUGGGCGUGCGAAUGAUCUUCACAAUGGUUUGGACAGCAAAAAGCAGUCUAAAACUUCUUCCCAGAGAUCGCCCAUUCAUAUAUCUCAGGAGAAACUAAGCACCCUUGAAGGAACAUGGUCACCAGAAGAGAAAUCUAAAAGCUUGUUAGGAAAACGUGUAAAUUGUAGACAAACACCCCCCACUACUUCAAAAGACCAAACUAGGAUCGCCAAAGAGAGGCUUCGUUCUGCAUCUGGCAAAACUUUUAUCCAAGUACAUGACAGCGAUUCAGAAGAUGAAUAUUUGCCAUCUAUAUACUGCAUUGAAGAAACGUCUCUCUCCGAUCAACAAGGGGCAGGUGUUUCUGCUGAGCAGGAACUUUCUACAGAGUGCCAGGCGCCAACCCCAUCUAGGGCUUCUCAAGGUCUUGCUGUGCGCGCUGCACCUGAAAAGAAGUGACGUGUAGAACUUCAAAUGGAACUUGUGCCUCAUCACGUAUCGAAGUGCAAAGCAUCGUGCGGACUCAGCUGCCAUGGCUGUAUAGAAAAUAGAUGCAGUGUCAUUGCUCUGUAAAAACAGCAUGCAGACUGUUACAUUUUUUGAUUUGCUUUUAGCUGAUGACAUUUUGCAGUUAGACUUGGUUGUUCCAUCGCUGAGAGCGGACUGCUCCAUUCUUGUCACCAAUAAGGAUUUGUGUAUUCAUGUAAUGACAACUGUUGUCCUUUUUAAAAAGGCUAUGGCCUAUUAAAAAAAAAAAA
Messenger RNA from Rana temporaria (common frog), 7862 nucleotides. It is a transcript of the gene NSD1, whose product is annotated as nuclear receptor binding SET domain protein 1. NCBI's taxonomy places the organism in Eukaryota, Metazoa, Chordata, Amphibia, Anura, Ranidae. The coding region runs from base 241 to 7563 and encodes 2440 amino acids. The transcript is spliced from 25 exons. Gene Ontology annotation, biological process: regulation of DNA-templated transcription. The record is from RefSeq and is a predicted model, not a curated record. Gene Ontology annotation, cellular component: chromatin; nucleus. Gene Ontology annotation, molecular function: protein binding; histone H3K36 methyltransferase activity.